Molecule: messenger RNA, 1239 nt
Organism: Oxyura jamaicensis (ruddy duck)
Lineage: Eukaryota; Metazoa; Chordata; Aves; Anseriformes; Anatidae
Gene: TCF21
Product: transcription factor 21
Exons: 2
Coding region: 249-788 (179 amino acids)
Biological process (GO): developmental process; regulation of transcription by RNA polymerase II
Molecular function (GO): protein dimerization activity; RNA polymerase II transcription regulatory region sequence-specific DNA binding; DNA-binding transcription factor activity, RNA polymerase II-specific
Source: RefSeq, a predicted model, not a curated record
UUUCUCUCUCUCUCUCUCUGCCUCUCACACACGCUCCCUCCCUCCCUCAAACACGGGCGAAGCAGGGUUGGGGGGCGGGAGGGCGGGGAUCCUUUCUGGACCGAUAUUGUGCCUCAGUGCUGGGGGGAGAGAAGGGGAGGAAAGCACGGGCGCCCCUUCUCUCCUCCACCGCCUCCAAGUAGCUUUGAGGAGCUGCCCUUCCUGCCCCCCACCCCCUUUCUCGCGGGUCCUUUGGCACCUUCCAGACCAUGUCCACUGGGUCCCUCAGUGAUGUGGAAGAUCUUCAGGAGGUGGAGAUGCUGGAGUGCGAUGGCCUGAAAAUGGAUACUAACAAAGAGUUCGGGGCAUCCAACGAGAGCAACGAGGAGGGAUCCAACGGCGAGAAUGGCUCCCCUCAGAAGGGGAGAGGGGCCUCAGGAAAGAGGAAAAAAGCUCCCCCCAAGAAGAGCCCUUUAAAUGGAGUGAGCCAGGAGGGAAAGCAGGUCCAGAGAAACGCUGCCAACGCCAGGGAGAGGGCGAGGAUGAGGGUCCUUAGCAAAGCCUUUUCCAGGCUUAAGACCACCCUGCCCUGGGUGCCCCCAGACACCAAGCUCUCCAAACUGGACACCUUGAGGUUGGCCUCCAGCUACAUCGCUCACCUGAGACAGAUCCUGGCCAAUGACAAGUACGAAAAUGGCUACAUCCACCCGGUCAACCUGACCUGGCCUUUUAUGGUAGCCGGCAAACCCGAGAGUGACCUGAAAGAAGUGGUGAACACAAACCGCUUGUGCGGCCCGACGGCAUCCUGAGCCCCGGCAGCACCGGCCCGGCGCGGGCAGGGCCCCGCCGCCGCCCCCGGCCCCGGGCAGAGCCUCGGGGAGAGCCGCUCGCCCCCCCGGCGCGGCGCCGGCCACCACGGGCGCCCUAGCAGAGACUCCGUCCACCCCGAGAGAGAGAUCCCGACUCUAUUUAACUUUAUUGAAUGCGUGUACAGUCGAGUGUCCCGCACCGAGAGCCUUGCUGGUUCAAGCGCUACUAUAGAAGAGACAGAGAUCAAACAAAACCUACCAAGCGCGUAUCUUUUGUCUGAGACCUGUGAAAUAUGUAGAUGCCUAGGAAAGAAAAAAAGAAAAAAAGAAAAAAAAAAACUGACUUUGACAGUCAUCUCUAUGGAGUAAUUCACCCUAAAGAUAUAUAGAUAUAUUUUCUCCAAGCAGGUUUUUGCUCUGUUUCCGUGAAUAAACCUUCCUUUCCAUUGAA